Molecule: messenger RNA, 4260 nt
Organism: Capra hircus (goat)
Lineage: Eukaryota; Metazoa; Chordata; Mammalia; Artiodactyla; Bovidae
Gene: ATP6V1A
Product: ATPase H+ transporting V1 subunit A
Exons: 15
Coding region: 123-1979 (618 amino acids)
Biological process (GO): proton transmembrane transport; ATP metabolic process
Cellular component (GO): lysosomal membrane; proton-transporting V-type ATPase, V1 domain
Molecular function (GO): ATP binding; proton-transporting ATPase activity, rotational mechanism; ATP hydrolysis activity
Source: RefSeq, a predicted model, not a curated record
UCACGUGACGUCCUACGCCCGCCCCACUCUGCAGCUGAAGACUUCCCCUCCCGCAGUGACAGAGCCUCUGGGUCGGUGAUCGGUACAGUUUCUGCACCUCGCGCCCCGGCAGGUAAAUUAACAUGAUGGAUUUCUCCAAGCUCCCCAAAAUACGUGAUGAAGAUAAAGAAAGCACAUUUGGUUAUGUGCAUGGGGUCUCAGGACCUGUGGUUACAGCCUGUGACAUGGCAGGCGCAGCCAUGUAUGAGCUGGUGAGAGUGGGCCACAGCGAGUUGGUUGGAGAGAUUAUCCGAUUAGAGGGAGACAUGGCUACCAUCCAGGUGUAUGAAGAAACUUCUGGUGUGUCUGUUGGAGACCCUGUACUGCGCACUGGUAAACCCCUCUCAGUUGAGCUUGGUCCAGGCAUUAUGGGCGCCAUUUUUGAUGGUAUUCAAAGACCUUUGUCGGAUAUCAGCAGUCAGACUCAAAGUAUUUACAUUCCCAGAGGAGUAAAUGUGUCUGCUCUUAGCAGAGAUGUCAAGUGGGAUUUCACACCUUGCAAAAACCUACGGGUUGGUAGUCACAUUACUGGUGGAGAUAUUUACGGAAUUGUCAAUGAGAACUCUCUCAUCAAACACAAAAUCAUGUUGCCUCCACGAAACCGAGGAACUGUCACCUACAUUGCUCCACCUGGAAAUUACGAUACCUCUGAUGUUGUGUUGGAGCUUGAAUUUGAAGGUAUAAAGGAGAAGUUCAGCAUGGUCCAAGUAUGGCCUGUACGUCAGGUUCGGCCUGUCACUGAGAAGUUGCCAGCUAACCAUCCUCUGUUGACUGGCCAGAGAGUCCUUGAUGCCCUUUUUCCAUGUGUACAGGGAGGAACUACUGCAAUCCCCGGGGCUUUUGGCUGUGGGAAGACAGUGAUAUCACAGUCUCUAUCCAAGUAUUCCAACAGCGAUGUGAUCAUCUACGUAGGAUGUGGUGAGAGAGGAAACGAAAUGUCGGAAGUCCUCCGGGACUUCCCAGAGCUCACGAUGGAAGUCGAUGGUAAGGUAGAGUCAAUUAUGAAGAGAACAGCAUUGGUAGCCAAUACAUCCAAUAUGCCUGUGGCUGCUAGAGAAGCUUCUAUUUAUACUGGAAUUACACUGUCAGAAUAUUUCCGUGACAUGGGCUAUCAUGUCAGUAUGAUGGCUGACUCCACCUCUCGAUGGGCUGAGGCUCUUAGAGAAAUCUCUGGUCGUUUAGCUGAAAUGCCUGCAGAUAGUGGAUAUCCUGCAUAUCUUGGUGCCCGUUUGGCCUCUUUCUAUGAGCGAGCCGGCAGAGUGAAGUGUCUUGGAAAUCCUGAGAGAGAAGGGAGUGUCAGCAUUGUAGGAGCAGUUUCUCCACCUGGUGGUGACUUUUCUGAUCCAGUUACAUCUGCUACUCUUGGUAUUGUUCAGGUGUUCUGGGGCUUAGAUAAGAAACUAGCGCAACGUAAGCAUUUCCCUUCUGUCAAUUGGCUGAUCAGCUACAGCAAGUACAUGCGUGCCUUGGAUGAGUACUAUGACAAACACUUCACAGAGUUCGUUCCUCUGAGGACCAAGGCUAAGGAGAUUCUGCAGGAAGAAGAAGACUUGGCAGAAAUCGUACAGCUGGUGGGAAAGGCUUCUCUAGCAGAAACAGAUAAAAUCACUCUGGAAGUAGCAAAACUUAUCAAAGAUGAUUUCCUUCAACAAAAUGGAUAUACUCCUUACGACAGGUUCUGCCCAUUCUACAAGACAGUGGGGAUGCUGUCCAACAUGAUCGCCUUUUAUGAUAUGGCCCGCAGAGCUGUUGAAACCACUGCCCAGAGUGACAAUAAAAUCACAUGGUCCAUUAUCCGUGAGCACAUGGGGGAGAUCCUCUAUAAGCUUUCCUCCAUGAAAUUCAAGGAUCCAGUGAAAGAUGGUGAGGCGAAGAUCAAGGCCGACUAUGCACAACUUCUUGAAGAUAUGCAGAAUGCAUUCCGUAGCCUUGAAGAUUAGAACUGUGAUUUCUCUCCUCCUUUUCCUCAGCAAGCUCUCAUAUGUGUAUAUUUUCCUAAAUUUCUCAUCUUGGACCCUUUGCUUCUUUACUGUGCAGGUUUGAGACUAGUGCCUCUGUGUGUAAUCAUUUGUUUCCCCAUUUAUUUGAUAGGUCUUAUAUAAAACAAACAUUCCUUUGUUCCAGUGUUUGAAGGGCCCCCCCUGAACAUUUCUCCGAAGUGGUGAAUGUAGUAAAUUUGAUACACGAUGGCUACACUACUGUAAACUUGUAUGUGACGUCUCUCCUUGUCCUAGGUUUACCCUUUCCUCAUCACUAUUAAAUUGUAAACAGGACUGCUGCAUGUUACUCUCUUUGCAGUGGAUUUGGAAUGGAAGGCCAGACUUCUUUACAUUUUGACAGGUACUUUGUGAAAUGACUUUACUUGCAGCUUAGCAUUUUGCUAAGUAACUGCUUUGCAGGAAAUAAUUGCUUGUUUUAAAACGUGAAUGAUUAAUGUUUCGAUUAUAUGUUGCUUCCCCCAGUAUAAAUCAAGAACGUCUGUGGGAAACUGUUGAAAACUAUACUGUUUUUAAAGCAGGCAUCUGUGGCACUCCAGGCAUCUGUGGGGCUCAGCACAGUAGAUGAAUCAGUGCCCUCUAAAAACGUGAAAGAGGAGCUAGGUGGUCAAACUUAGGUUAACAUCACCUUGUUAAAGCCUUUUUUAUUUCACUGGGAAAAAUUCAGUAUCAAGGACUAUUCUACUACAUGACUAGGCAGUUCUUUUUAAAAUUACAUUUAAAACAAUCAUGAGCACUUGAUUCACAUCACACCUUCUCUUUUUUCCUCAAACAUCUUAGAAGGCUAAGCUUCUGAGAAUCAUGUGGCAGUGUGAUGGGCAGAAAAAUGCCACAGAGAAUAUAUUUUGUAGUGGUUAAAGGCUGUUUGCACCUCUAAGGACCAGUUGGGCUUUGGUGAUUCUUGGGGCCAGAGUGGCAUUAUGUUUUUACAAGAUAAUAACAUGUGUCACAUGUUUGCAUGUUUGUUUGCUUAUUGAAUCUUUGAACAACCAGUUUCCUGAUUGUAGAAAACACUGUUCUUUCAUGUGAUUUAUGACUCACUGGCUCGAAAGAGUUCCUAGAAUAUCUGUAGCUGUAGCAGCAUAACAGUUCCAAUUCUCUUUCAUAGGAAUGAAGUUAAUUCUAAAAUCAGCAGAUGCAAGAUAACAGAAUUUGGGUUAUGUGAAAAAAAGGAUUAUUUCUUCCUAUCUUUUAAGUAUAUAUCUUUUAAGUAUAGUUUCUGCACUUGUAUGAUAAGGCACACUGCAGAACAGCUCUGAAAACAUCAGUUUCCCAUGAAGUCUUUCUGACCAAUCAUGCUGGCGCCAUUGCUUCCUCUUUGGGAAGAGGAAAGGGUAUGUGAACAUGUCCAACAGUCUCAAAUACUGAAAUGUAAUAGCAUUUAUUUAUGUUACGCCUCAGUAUGUUGUUAUUUAAGUUUUUAAGUAAUGUAUUUCUUUUGGUCUAUCAAGGAAAGAUGCAGUCAAUAGAGAAUUCAGCUUUGUUUGUUUAAAUCCUUACAGAUUGCAUUUUCUUACAAUGGCCUGCUUUUCAGGAUAAGUAUCCUUCUUUAACCUUUCGGAGUAUUUGGAAGAUAAAAAUUAUGCAAUGAUUUGUUGAGAUGUGGACAUAAUGGUGCUGCUUAAUCAGUUUGCUUCCAGUAUGGCCUCCUACCUAGAGGCCCUAAGACCAGUGGAAAUUAAAAGAAUUUCAAAAAUCUUUCAGUUCCUACCUUAAAUCUACCAGCAAACUAGGAUUGUGAUAGUCAUGAAUGAUAUGGCAAAGAAAGUUUGACCAAGUUUGUCUUUUGUUGUUCUGAAUUUGCAAUAUACAUUCUUACUCUUUUUUAAGAACGUUGGGGUGUGGCUGUGAAGCUACUAGCGAGACUUCGCUCAGAGCCUCAUUGUAAGUGUCCCUCCACCUAUAUGUUGUAGAAUUUCACAUUGGUCACAGUUUCUUUAGUAAGAAUGUGUCAAAGUUACAAUAAUCUUUUAAAAAGAUGAUUCAGUUCUAUAUUUAUUGUGCUGUGUCUGGUCCUGAGUGGAGCCAGUUAACAAGUUUCAUAUGUAUUUUUCCAGUGUUAAAUCUCACACAUUGUACCCUUUGGAACUUUCCAUCCUGAAGAGUGAAUAGAAGAGGUCAUGUGUAUUGCCUCCUUAUCCUUAAAGUUUCACUAUCUUUAUGUGAAAAAAGUUGUGUAUAAUUGUUAAAAUCUAUGAAAGAAUAAAAAGUGGAUUUAAAUUAA